Messenger RNA from Etheostoma cragini (Arkansas darter), 427 nucleotides. RefSeq lists its product as uncharacterized. The record is from RefSeq and is a predicted model, not a curated record. The transcript is spliced from 5 exons. The coding region runs from base 98 to 427 and encodes 109 amino acids. NCBI's taxonomy places the organism in Eukaryota, Metazoa, Chordata, Actinopteri, Perciformes, Percidae.
CACACACACACACACACACACACACACACACACACACACACACACACACACACACACACACACACACACACACACACACACACAGUGGUCAGGACAGAUGGCGGAUUCCCAGCGAACAUCUGAGCCCAUCAACGCUGUGCAUCAAGAUGAAAUCUGGAAAUCACAUUUAAAAGUUGAGAAAGAUUUGGCCGAAGUCUGGCCCAACAAGUGGGGCUUCCUCACCGAGGCCUACAAGGAGUACGAGAGGGAGAGUGUGGAGCUGAAGGAGGUGGUCCGAGUGGAUCCUCCUCAUCACCUGGCAGCACGACCUCCAACCCAUCCAGAAAAACUAAUCCAUCUCAACCUGCACAGUGGCAACAGCGCCCCCUACAGUCACAAGAUACGGUGGUCACAGAAUUUGGUGUUACACCGGUGUAACACUUAUUAA